Acinonyx jubatus (cheetah) is the source of this 1057-nucleotide messenger RNA. RefSeq names its product parvalbumin (gene PVALB). Gene Ontology annotation, molecular function: calcium ion binding. The coding region runs from base 535 to 867 and encodes 110 amino acids. Gene Ontology annotation, cellular component: cytoplasm; nucleus. The transcript is spliced from 6 exons. The record is from RefSeq and is a predicted model, not a curated record. Lineage: Eukaryota; Metazoa; Chordata; Mammalia; Carnivora; Felidae.
GACCUCCCACUGGCCCAGCCUUUCAGCGAAGGUUCCAGCCCUCCACCCCCACCUGAGGUUUCCAGGAAGGGCAGCUGUCCAGGGCUGAGCCGAGGGAGACGGUGUUGACAGCCAACGUGCCAGAACUCCAGCAGCUGGACAGCUCUCCCCGGCCGCCCACCAAGUGGCACCAGCCUCAGCCUCUGAACACCCGCCUACACCUUCCGCCGGAGUCUAAAGAUCCCACCACAAGGGACCAUCAAUACCACCAACACAGGGAGACAGAAGACCAGAAAAGGGGAAGGUCACUGCCCAAGGUCACACAGGCACUCAGCACAGCCGCAGAUCCGGAACCCAGGCAUCCUGACUUCCCGUCCAGCAUUCCUCACACUAUAGAGGCAGCUGGUUGCAGCCCGAAUCCUUGGGAGUCUGUGGGAAAGAACGCAACUGGUCUCUGGCUACCUACGAUUGGGAAGUGUCCACAUUUCCCAGAGGUGAAGUUCAAGCCAUAAAACCUGCUUUGCUUGUCUCGAAAGUGUGGUCCAAAGUUGCAGGAUGUCGAUGACAGACUUGCUCGGCGCUGAGGACAUCAAGAAGGCGGUGGGGGUCUUUACCGCUGUCGACUCCUUCGACUACAAAAAGUUCUUCCAAAUGGUCGGCCUGAAGAAGAAGAGCCCGGAUGACAUAAAGAAGGUGUUCCACAUCCUGGAUAAAGACAAGAGCGGCUUCAUCGAGGAGGAUGAGCUGGGAUUCAUCCUAAAGGGCUUCUACCCAGAUGCCAGAGACCUGUCUGUGACAGAAACCAAGAUGCUGAUGGCCGCUGGCGAUAAGAAUGGGGACGGCAAGAUCGAUGUCGAUGAAUUCUUCUCUCUGGUGGCCGAAAGCUAAGAGGCUGUGACUACCCCAGGCCUUCCCCCUCUCUGCCCCAAACACCCAAUCUCAGCCCCUCGAGCUGCCCUCCUGCGUUUCUGUUCAGUGUGUUUAUGUUAUUUUUUACUCCCCCCACCCCCUGCGGCCCUCAAACGACAUCAUUCUUCUGGAAAAUGCUGGAGAAACAAUAAAGGCUGUACCAAUCAGA